Malassezia pachydermatis is the source of this 1560-nucleotide messenger RNA. RefSeq names its product Signal transducing MAP protein kinase. Lineage: Eukaryota; Fungi; Basidiomycota; Malasseziomycetes; Malasseziales; Malasseziaceae. Gene Ontology annotation, biological process: MAPK cascade; protein phosphorylation; cellular hyperosmotic response. The coding region runs from base 1 to 1560 and encodes 519 amino acids. Gene Ontology annotation, molecular function: MAP kinase kinase activity; ATP binding. The transcript has a single exon. The record is from RefSeq and is a predicted model, not a curated record.
AUGGAGCCCGCUGCGGAUGGAACGUCCGCAGCACCCGUACCUGAUGCGAGCGCAGGCACACAUGCUGAGAAGAAUGAGACGGAAGCAAAAGUGGCCAACAAGGAGAGCAAAACUGGGGAGAAGCGGGUGCCUGGUGGCUUCGCUGCGUCCAAUGCUCGUACCAAGGAGAUGGCGAUGGCCAAGCUUCCUCCCAGUUUGCGCGCAAAGCUGGAAGAGAAUGUUAGGCGCUCUGCAAAUGCAUCUCCAGUUAGUCUACCGGAAAUGGGUGCUAGCGAUAAGCUUAAUCCAUCGCUGCUGAGGGCCAAGGUGCCGCCCGUCUCGAGGACUCCACCACCACCUCGCCCACGUCAGCGUCCUGGGCCUGGCCUGCGUCUAAGUGACCUUGGAUCUGCGUUGCCAAGUGCAAGUGCCCCAUCGAAAGCACCUAGUCUGUCGAAUGGCCGGCCGAAGUUGUCGCUCGGUAUGCUUCCCGGCCAAGAGAAGCCGCCUGAGAGUCCGUUUGGCAGCUUCAGCAAAAUCGUCGAUCCCUCCGGCCGUUUGAUCUUUGAUGGCAAGGCGAUUUUGCAUGAAUCUGGCGUGGAGUUUAAGAAUGGCACCAGCUUCAACAUCAACAUGGACGAACUGGAAGUGCUUGAUAAGCUCGGGCAUGGCAAUUACGGCACGGUGACACAUGUGCGUCACACGCGCACCAAGGUGGAGAUGGCGAUGAAGGAGAUCCGACUUGAGCUGGACGAGGCCAAGCUGAAUGCGAUCAUAAUGGAGCUGGAUAUUCUGCAUCGUGCUAUUGCGCCACAGAUUGUGGAGUUUUAUGGUGCUUUCUUUGUUGAGUCGUGUGUGUAUUACUGCAUGGAAUACAUGGAUGUGGGCAGUUUGGACAAACUGAGCACAGGCCGUCACUGUAUGGUACCAGACAAGGUGCUUGCACGCAUUGCGUCGAGUACUGUGAAAGGCCUUCAUUUCCUCAAGGACCGACUGCAGAUUAUUCACCGUGACGUGAAACCGACGAAUAUGUUGAUCAAUUCGCGUGGAGAGGUAAAGUUGUGUGAUUUCGGUGUGUCGGGUCAGCUGGAGAAGAGUUUGGCGAAGACCAACAUUGGAUGUCAGAGCUACAUGGCGCCGGAACGCAUCAAGGGCGAUGUGCGGAAUGCCCUGAAUACCUAUACGGUGGCCUCUGAUGUAUGGUCGCUCGGGAUUUCGCUCGUGGAGAUUGCUAUGGGAUGCUAUCCCUACCCACCUGAAACGUUUACCAACAUGUUUGCGCAGCUCCAGGCCAUUGUAGAAGGCAAUCCACCGGAGCUGCCGCACCCCUCGAAGGAGCCUAUCACCGUGACGAUGCCCAGUGGCAGCAUCGUCGAGUUGGAACUAGGCACCUGUGAGUACUCUGACGCAGCGCGUGACUUUGUGGCACAGUGCUUGUGCAAGAUACCCGAAAAACGACCGACGUAUGCGACUCUGCUGGAGCAUGAAUUCGUUACGCGGGACAACGAUGUGAACAUGGUAGCUUGGGCUGCCGAAGCCAAUGCACACAACCGAGCUCCUAAGCCAGAUGACAAGGCCUAA